Molecule: messenger RNA, 1581 nt
Organism: Akanthomyces muscarius
Lineage: Eukaryota; Fungi; Ascomycota; Sordariomycetes; Hypocreales; Cordycipitaceae
Exons: 2
Coding region: 1-1581 (526 amino acids)
Molecular function (GO): iron ion binding; heme binding; oxidoreductase activity, acting on paired donors, with incorporation or reduction of molecular oxygen, reduced flavin or flavoprotein as one donor, and incorporation of one atom of oxygen
Source: RefSeq, a predicted model, not a curated record
AUGGCGCCUUUGGUCACGUACUGGCCCAUUGCGGCCGGCAUCGUCACCCUUUACAUUCUCCAGAAGCUCUGGAUCGAGUACUCGCACCGCCGCAGGGCGCGCGCGCUCGGCUGCAAGCCCGCGUACCGCCGCCAGGGCUGGCUCCCGUUCAGUAUCGACCAGGUGUACCGCGCCAUCAACGCGCUCAAAGAGAAUGACUUUCUCAACGCAGAGGUCCGCAUCUACAAUGAAAUUGGCCGGCGGACCACCUUUCAACAGUCGAGCCUGGGCAACAAAUUUUACAUCACGACAGACCCAGAGAACAUCAAGGCCAUGCUCGCCACGCAGUUCAAGGACUUUGGGCUGGGGCCGAUUCGGUACAAUGUCCUGGAGCCGCUGCUAGGCCGCGGCAUCUUUACCUCGGACGGCAAGGACUGGCAACAUUCUAGAGCCAUCCUGCGUCCUCAGUUUACGCGCACCCAAGUCUCCAACCUCCACGUCGAGGAGAUUCACGUCCAGCACCUGCUGAACCGCUUCGAGCACGGCGCCGACGGCUGGACCAAGGAGGUCAACCUGGCGCCUCUCUUCUUCAACCUGACGCUCGACUCGGCGACCGAGUUCCUCUUUGGCAAGAGCGUCAACACGCAGAUGCUUGGCGGCCCGCACGCCAAGACCGAAAAGACGGGCGCCGCCGAUGACGAGGGCAUGGAGGACUGGUCGUCGUUUGGCGCCUCCUUUGACGGCGCCAACCAGAGCAUGACGCGGCGCUUCAUCCUCAUGAACUACUACUACCUGUACGACUCGGCCUCGUUCCGGCGCAACUGCGCCGAGGUGCGGCGCUUCGCCGACUACUACGUGCAGCGGGCGCUGUCGCGCUCGCCGUCCAAGGCCGAGGAGGACGACGGCACCGAGUACGUCUUCCUCAACGAGCUCGUCAAGGAGACGCGCGACCCGGACGUGCUGCGCAACCAGCUCCUCAACAUCCUCCUCGCGGGGCGCGACACCACCGCCGGCCUCCUCGGCUGGGCGACGCUGCGCCUCGCGCGCCAGCCCGCCAUCUACGCGCAGCUCCGCGAGGCCAUCCUCGCCGACUUUGGGCCCUACUCCUCCGACACGUCGCGCAUCACGUUUGAGACGCUCAAGGCGUGCACCGCGCUGCAGCACGUCAUGUCGGAGACGCUGCGCCUGCAUCCCUCGGUGCCGUCCAACUUCCGCCGCGCCCUGCGCGACACGACGCUGCCCCGCGGCGGCGGGCCCGACGGCCAGUUCCCCGUGUACGUGCGCGCGGGCUCCGAGAUUGUCUACAGCACAAACGUCAUGCACCGCCGGCCCGACGUCUGGGGCGACGACGCCGACGAGUUCCGCCCGGACCGCUGGGAGGGCAAAAAGGUCGGCUGGGAGUACCUGCCCUUCAACGGCGGCCCGCGCAUCUGCCUGGGCCAGCAGUUUGCGCUCACAGAGGCCGGGUACGUGCUGGUGCGGCUGCUGCAAAAGUAUGACAACAUCGAGAGCUUGGAUAUGGACCCCGUCAUCAAGUCGAAUCUGACGCUCACGUCGUCGCCGGUGCAGACGUUGGUGCGGCUGCAUGAAGCGUCCGUGUAA